Aspergillus candidus is the source of this 888-nucleotide messenger RNA. Its product is annotated as ankyrin repeat domain-containing protein. The record is from RefSeq and is a predicted model, not a curated record. Gene Ontology annotation, molecular function: protein binding. Lineage: Eukaryota; Fungi; Ascomycota; Eurotiomycetes; Eurotiales; Aspergillaceae. The transcript has 3 exons. The coding region runs from base 127 to 786 and encodes 219 amino acids.
GACCAAACCAGCAUCUUGCUGUAGAAUCACAGACUUACCUAAUUUCUACAUAUACACCAAUCACCCUCACAAAGCCCGAUCUCAAAGUCAAAAACGAAAGAAAGAAGAAGAAGAAAGAAAAAGAAAAUGUCCCUCCCCGCAGACUCAACAGACGACCUCAUCUACGACGCCCGCAUCGGCGACCUCCCCGCCCUCCAAACAGACCUCUCCACGCUCUCCACGCAACUCAACCUCCCCACCAGCCAAAUCAUCGCCUCCGCCAUCGACGCCGAGCCCCAAGAAGAGGGCGGCACCGGCUGCUGUCUGCUGCAUUUUCCUGCCGCGAAUGGGAAUAUUGAAAUCCUCUCCUUCCUCCUCCAAUCCCUCGACGAACCAGCCCGCAAAACCCUCCUCAACCACCGCAACCACUCCGGGAACACGCCGCUUCACUGGGCCGCUCUGAACACGCACCUUGAGUGUGUGAAGGCGCUUGUGGAGGCUGGUGCUGACCUCGCUGCUACGAAUGAUGCGGGGCUAGACGCUGUGUUUUUGGCGGAGCGGGCGGAUUGGUCUGCGGAGGAGGAGAAGGAUGAGCAGAAGGAUGGUGCUGAGGCUGAGGCGGAAGUUGAAGCUGAAGCGGGCGAGUCAGCUCCUGCGAGACCUAUGACCAAGGCGAGGGAGGUCGUCGAGUGGUUGUUGAGUUCGGAGAAGGCGGCGGAGUUGGAGAGUGGGGUUGAUGGGGGUAAGGAUAAGAGUGGUAAUAAUGCUGGUGAAGGGCCGUCUGCUGGGGACAAGAUGGAGGAGUGAUUGUUUUUUUCUUUCUUUGCUAUUUCUUUUUCUUUGUUACCUUAUAUUUACAUGACUUGAUGGCUUGCAUAGAUAAAAGUUCUUCUUCCUUCAUCUCUUUCA